Messenger RNA from Chironomus riparius, 2387 nucleotides. The record is from the annotation of a GenBank genome assembly. NCBI's taxonomy places the organism in Eukaryota, Metazoa, Arthropoda, Insecta, Diptera, Chironomidae.
AUAAAGUUUAAGGUUAUUUAGGCGAUAAAUACAGGACAAUUAAAAAUCAAAAGAAAAUAAGCAAUUAAGCAUCAUUGUUGUUGUAAUAAACCGAAACAGAACAGACAGCAAGCAGACAUAAGCAGUUCACGUGAAGGAAAAAUAGAAAUAAGUUCGAUCGCUCGGAAAAGUCGUUUAAUUAAUAAAAUAUGAGCUUCUUAACAAGAUCAGCAUUAUUUGCAAAUUCAUCAUUACGAAAUGGCGCUAAAAUUCUCAGUGCUGCACAACAAAAGCGUCAAUUGAAUGUUCAAGAGCACAUUUCAUAUUCCUUCCUCAACGAAGCUGGAAUUCCGACACCAAAGUUUGGGGUUGCUCAUUCAGCUGAGGAAGCGGAGAAGAUUGCAACGGAAUUGCAAACAAAGAACUUGAUAUUGAAGGCACAAGUAUUGGCUGGUGGUCGUGGUAAAGGAGCAUUCAAAAAUGGACUUAAAGGAGGUGUACGAGUCAUCAAUAAUCCACAAGAAGCAAAAGAAAUUGGUGGAAAGAUGAUUAAUCAAUUGUUGGUCACCAAACAAACUGGAGCUGCUGGUAGAAUUUGUAAUAAAGUUAUGGUAGCUGAAAGAAAGUUCCCAAGACGUGAAUUUUACUUUGCUGUCAUGAUGGAACGUGCUUUCAAUGGCCCUGUACUUAUUGCAUCAUCACAAGGUGGUGUAAACAUUGAGGAAGUAGCUGCUGAGAAUCCAGAGGCUAUUAUCUACGAACCAAUUGAUAUCAAUAAGGGAUUAACAAAAGAUCAAGCAUUGAAAAUUGCACGAACAGUUGGAUUAGAUGAUCAUUUAGAUACAACAGCACAAAUGCUCUUAAACUUGUACGAUCUUUUCGUCAAGAAAGAUGCAUUGCUUGUUGAAAUUAAUCCUUAUGCUGAAGAUGCCGGCGAAACUCGUAAGUUAUUGUCCAAAGAUCUGCCUGAAUCAUUAAUCUGCACCAAGUUUCUAUCUAAUAUAUCCACUACAUACAUUUUACUUACAAUAAUCAUAAUCACAACCAAUCAUUUUCUUCUUUUCUCAUUCAAGGCGAACAGUGUAAGUAAACAUCAGUUCAGUUCAUCAAACCUAGAUACUUUUUGGAAACGACUCAAAAUUAUACAUAAGUGUCCAAAAAAAAACCUAUCCAAGAUCAAAAUUAAUCAUUGAGAGUGCUUAGUGAAAUUACUAUGCGAAGCAAAAUUGUAAAUUGGCUAUUAAGUAGUUCUGAUGUUUUUUGUUUUAUAUUCACUAUCAAAUUUUUUUAUUUUUAUAUUUUCAAACUUAUUGAGUUUAAGACCUAAUAACACCAAUUAUAUUUUGUAGAUUUUGCACUCGAUGCUAAAAUGAGGUUUGAUGACAAUGCCGAAUUCCGUCAAAAGGAUUUGUUCUCGAAACGUGAUUAUUCACAAGAGGAUCAAAAGGAAGUUGCUGCUGCAAAAUUCGACCUUAACUACAUUGCAUUGGAUGGAUCUAUCGGAUGCAUGGUUAAUGGUGCUGGUCUCGCAAUGGCUACAAUGGACAUCAUCAAGCUUCAUGGAGGAGAUCCAGCAAACUUCUUGGAUGUUGGCGGUGGAGCAACAGCUAAUGCCGUAAAGGAAGCCUUCAAAAUUAUCACAGCCGAUCCAAAAGUUCAUGUAAUUCUUGUUAACAUCUUUGGUGGUAUUAUGCGCUGUGAUGUUAUUGCCGAAGGUAUUAUUGCUGCAACAAAAGAACUUAGUCUUACUUUGCCUAUUAUCGUUCGUCUUCAGGGCACAAAUGUAAAUGAGGCAAAGGAACUUAUCCGUAAAUCAAAAUUGCGCAUUUUACCAAAAGACGAUCUUGAUGAAGCAGCUAUGCUCAGCGUACACUUAUCUCAAAUCGUACAUCUUGCAAAAGAAGCUCAUCUCAAUGUACUCUUUGAAUUAGAUCCACUUCAUCAUCAUUAAACAGCUUAAAAUUAAUUAAUUAACCAUUUAUGGAAGCUUGAAGAAUUGGUGUUUUUUACAAGCAUAAAGUUUUAAAGGAUCUUCUUUUUCUCUUAAAUAUUUUAUUAUUUUUAUUUAUGUCAUCAAUGCACGAUAUAUGAAACAUAAUACAUAAAAAAACUAAGUCGCACCAAAAUUUCCUUUUUCAUUUUCGACCUUUUAAUUUUCCUAUGUUUCAAUAUUGAGAACACCAACACAAUUCAGCUUUAGAAAAUGAAUCCUUAACAUGUACUUUCUAUAAUUAUGAUUAUGAUAUGAUAAAAAUGUGAAAUUAGUAUCCCACUAAAUAAGAAAUUUCCUAGACGAUUUUAUCAAUUAACUUAUUUAUUCUUAAAUGUUAAAAGAAGCAAACCGAAAUAAAAAACACAAAUAAAUUGAUAAUAAAAGCAAAAAAAGUCAUGUGCUGAGAACUCAAGUA